Puma concolor (puma) is the source of this 1371-nucleotide messenger RNA. The record is from RefSeq and is a predicted model, not a curated record. NCBI's taxonomy places the organism in Eukaryota, Metazoa, Chordata, Mammalia, Carnivora, Felidae.
AUGCCCUCUACCUCGCUCAUUCCACCCCAGUCCAGCUGCCCCCUUGCUCUUCUUCAGAUUUACCAGAUAAUGGAAAUUAUUCCCAAUGGCUCUAUUAAUCCACAGCCCUAUAAUGGUUUAAGGCCAGCACGGGUACCAUCAGCCUCAAGAUUCCUGAAUCCCUAUGUAGUGGGUUUCGUUGUUGUGGCAGGAGUGGUAAUCCUGGCAGUGACCAUAGCUCUACUCAUCCACUUUUUAGCCUUUGAUCAAAAGUCUUAUUUUUAUCAUAGCAGCUUUCAAAUCCUAAAUGUCAAAUACAGUAAUCAGUUAAAUUCACCAGCUACACAGGAAUAUAGGGAUUUGAGUGGAAGAAUUGAAUCUAUGAUUACUAAAACAUUCCAAGAAUCAAAUUUAAGAAAUCAAUUCAUCAGAGCUCAUGUUGUCAAACUGAGGCAAGAGGGUAAUGGUGUGAUAGCAGAUGUUGUCAUGAAAUUUAAAUUCACUAGAAACAACAAUGGAGCAUCAAUGAAAAGGAGAAUUGAGUCUGUUUUACACCACAUGCUGAAUAACUCUGGAAACUUGGAAAUAAACCCUUCAACUGAGAUAACAUCAAUUACUGACCAGGAUACAGUGGAUAUGUUCACUCAAGGAUGUGGGGCCCGUACAGACCUAAUAACUCUGUCUGCGGAGAGGAUCCUAGGAGGCACUAAGGCUGAGGAAGGAGACUGGCCAUGGCAAGUCAGUCUACAGACGAAUAAUGUUCACCACUGCGGAGGCAUCCUGAUCAGUAAUAUGUGGAUCUUGACAGCAGCUCACUGCUUCAGAAGCUACCCUAAUCCUCGUCAGUGGACUGUCACUUUCGGUGUUUCAACAACAUUUCCUAAACAGAGAAGAGGAGUAAGGACUAUUUUAAUCCAUAGCAAUUAUAACCCUGCAACUCAUGAAAAUGAUAUUGCAGCUAUACAACUUGACAGAGGCAUCACCUUUACCAAAGAUAUCCAUAGGGUGUGUCUCCCGGAGGCUACCCAGAAUAUUCCGCCUGGGUCUACUGCUUAUGUAACAGGAUGGGGAUCUCAAGAAUAUGGCGGUAACACAGUUUCAGAUCUACAGCAAGCACGGGUCAGAAUAAUAAGUAAUGAUGCAUGUAAUGCACCAACUAGUUAUAAUGGAGCUGUUUUGUCGGGAAUGCUAUGUGCUGGACUACCUCAAGGUGGAGUGGAUGCAUGCCGAGGUGACUCUGGUGGCCCACUAGUUCAAGAGGACUCACGGCGGCUUUGGUUCCUUGUGGGGAUAGUAAGCUGGGGGGAUCAAUGUGGUCUGCCAGAUAAGCCAGGAGUAUAUACGCGAGUGACAGCCUACCGUGCUUGGAUAACUGAAAAAACUGGGGUCUAG